AUGGUUCCUAACACCACUCAGCUGCAGUCGUCGGCCCUGUUAAAAAAUCAAAGCUUUCGCAAUGAUGCUACCUACUCUAGGUAUCUUCGUAGUUUCCGUGAUCGGCCUCUAUAUCCUUCCUUCUCCAUUCAGCCUACCACCUUCUCAAAAUAUGAUAUGAAUAUCCCUGCAUAUCUUAGGAAUCUAGGAUGGGAGUCUCUGGUCACAAAUCUGCGGUUUAGUCAAUGUCCUGAGGUUGUUCGUCUCUUCUAUGUCAAUCUUAGAUGUGGUCCUGGGAAUGAUCCAAACUUCUUCACCACACUGGUUUAUGACUAUGAGAUUAAAGUGACGCCUGAGUUGCUGGCGUCAGUCUUGGAACUCCCUCAUGGUGGGAUUCAAGCUGGAACAGACAGGGAGUUCUAUCAGUCUGGCUUCCGGUUUGAUCACGCACUUGAAUUCCUGGCUCGUAACAUAGGCCGCUGGUUUCCAUCCAAACUCGCCGCUGGCAGGUUGCCAGAUGAUCUCAAGCACAUGAUAAAGUUUGGGCGUGAAUACUACAGUGGUCCAUUGCCAUUUGGCCCUCAAAUCAUGUGUUUUCUAUACCGUCUGGGCAUUGACUUACGUGAUAAAGUUAUUGUCUGUGAUGUUCUGGAUGAUUUGCGUCCUCAGCACGUCCUUGCGCGUCUCGAUGCAUUGGUUGGUCCCCGUAAGCCUGUCACUAGCUCAGGGGGAGUGAACAUUCAUCAACAGAUUGCCACCUCGGCUCUUGUUAAUGCAGCUGCUGCAGCAUUUAAACAAGAUGCUACUACCAAGAGUGGUCCAAAGAGGAAGCUAAUGCUUGAAAAGGAUUUGAUGUUACCAAAGUUUGUAUAUGAGUCUAAUCAGAUCAGUGAUCCGAUUACUCCAGAUUCAGACUCUGGUGAUGAGGAUAGGGUUUCAGGAUAUGCAUCACCUCCUAACUAUCCAUUUUAA
Messenger RNA from Linum trigynum, 951 nucleotides. Lineage: Eukaryota; Viridiplantae; Streptophyta; Magnoliopsida; Malpighiales; Linaceae. The record is from the annotation of a GenBank genome assembly.